Molecule: messenger RNA, 885 nt
Organism: Molossus molossus (Pallas's mastiff bat)
Lineage: Eukaryota; Metazoa; Chordata; Mammalia; Chiroptera; Molossidae
Gene: WBP2NL
Product: WBP2 N-terminal like
Exons: 6
Coding region: 1-885 (294 amino acids)
Biological process (GO): positive regulation of DNA-templated transcription
Cellular component (GO): nucleus
Molecular function (GO): transcription coactivator activity; chromatin DNA binding
Source: RefSeq, a predicted model, not a curated record
AUGGCGAUGAACCAGAGCCACACCGAAGACCGCCGAGGGGCCAUCAUCCCUGUUGGCGAGAGUAUUUUGAGUCAGUGUCAAGAUGUGAACCUCUCCUUCCUACAGCAACCAAAGGAAUCCAAUUUCUUUAGUGGUACAAAGAGGGGAACAUUGUUUCUCACUUCACACCGGGUGAUCUUUGUGACUUCACGCUCAGUCAGUGAUCCCAUGUUUUCUUUCAUGAUGCCAUUUGAUCUGAUGAGUAACUGCACCGUUGAACAACCAGUCUUUGCCCCCAACUACAUUAAAGGAAACAUUCAGGCAGCUCCAGAUGGUGGCUGGGAAGGAGAGGCUACUUUUAAAUUAGCCUUCAGACACGGAGGUGCCAUCCAAUUUUUCUAUUUGAUGAAGAAAGCUGCCUUUGCUGCUGCCCAAGGAGUUCCACUUCAAAGUAUAAGUUACUGGAUUGGUGCUCCAGGACUGUUUGUCAUUAGUGGGCAGGGGAACACGAUGUGCAACCGACAGAUGCCUUAUCCAGUUAUUGUCCAUGGGCCCCCACCUGUAAGAUGUGGAGCCCCGCCAGCGGGGUAUGGCGCCCCACCAGCGGGGUAUGGCGCUCCGCCACCGGGAUAUGGAGCCCCGCCACCGGGAUAUGGAGCCCCGCCACCGGGAUAUGGAGCCCCACCACCGGGAUAUGGAGCCCCUCCAGAGGGAUCUGAAGCCCUGCCUGUGGAAUACAGAUCACCACCAGCUAGAAAUGAAGCCCCACCUCUGGGAUAUGCAGUUCCACCUGCUAGUAAUACAGCUGGCUCUCACAAUUCUGUGGCUGCCCAGCCUGCUGGAUAUGAAGCUUCUCUUCCUUCCACCUCAUUUUCUCAGUCCCGUUCACCACCUUCUAUGAAGUGA